Closterium sp. Naga37s-1 is the source of this 1362-nucleotide messenger RNA. The record is from the annotation of a GenBank genome assembly. Lineage: Eukaryota; Viridiplantae; Streptophyta; Zygnematophyceae; Desmidiales; Closteriaceae.
AUGCGGUUCCACGUUUCUGGAACUAUUUCAGCCUCUGCACAGGCGUCCUGUCUGGAGACGGGCGAAACGGUGGCGAUAAAGAAGGUGUUACAGGACAAGCGUUACAAGAACCGCGAGCUGCAGAUCAUGCGGCUGCUGGAGCACCCGAACGUGGUGGCGCUGCGGCACUGCUUCUUCUCGACGACGGACAAGGACGAGCUGUACCUGAACCUGGUGCUCGAGUUCGUGCCCGAGACCGUCUACCGCAUCACCAAGCACUACACCAAGAUGAACCAGCGCAUGCCGCUGCUCUACGUCAAGCUCUACACCUACCAGAUUUGUCGAGCGCUGGCGUACAUUCACAACGGCAUCGGCGUGUGUCAUCGCGAUAUCAAGCCGCAAAACCUUCUUGUCAAUCCGCACACGCAUGAACUCAAGCUGUGCGAUUUUGGAAGCGCAAAAGUCCUGGUGAAGGGCGAGCCCAACAUCUCGUACAUCUGCUCGCGCUACUACCGCGCGCCAGAGCUCAUCUUUGGGGCCACGGAGUACACCACAGCCAUUGACAUCUGGUCCGCUGGCUGUGUCAUGGCGGAGCUGCUGCUGGGGCAGCCACUAUUCCCAGGCGAGAGCGGGGUGGACCAGCUGGUGGAGAUUAUCAAGGUGCUGGGAACGCCCACACGGGAGGAGAUAAAGUGCAUGAACCCCAACUACACGGAGUUCAAGUUCCCGCAGAUCAAGGCACACCCCUGGCACAAGGUCUUUUCAAAGAGGGUGCCGGCAGAGGCAGUGGACCUGGUGUCGCGGCUGCUGCAGUACUCCCCCAACCUGCGCUGCACUGCGGCGGAGGCGCUGGUGCAUCCCUUCUUUGACGAGAUCAAGGACCCCAACACUCGGCUGCCCAACGGCAAGCCCCUGCCUCCGCUGUUCAACUUCAAGAAGGAGGAGUUCAAGGGAGUGCCGAUCGAGCUGGUGCGUCGGAUUGUGCCCGAGCACACAAGGCGUCAGAAUGGCCACCUUCUCGUCCGAAGCAGCUGCGAUUUCUCUGUGCCCUCGUCUACUGCCCCUGCUGCUGCUGCUGCUGCUGCUGCUGCUGCUGCUGCUGCUGCUGCUGCUGCUGCUGCUGCUGCUGCUGCUGCUGCUGCUGCUGCUGCUGCUGCUGCUGCUGCUGCUGCUGCUGCUGCUGCUGCUGCUGCUGCUGCUGCUGCUGCUGCUGCUGCUGCUGCUGCUGCUGCUGCUGCUGCUGCUGCUGCUGCUGCUGCUGCUGCUGCUGCUGCUGCUGCUGCUGCUGCUGCUGCUGCUGCUGCUGCUGCUGCUGCUGCUGUUGUUGCUGAUGCGGUUGCAACUAUUGCUGGUGGUGCAAGCAAGGCAGGCGGUGGCAUUUAA